Molecule: messenger RNA, 696 nt
Organism: Labrus bergylta (ballan wrasse)
Lineage: Eukaryota; Metazoa; Chordata; Actinopteri; Labriformes; Labridae
Gene: emx1
Product: empty spiracles homeobox 1
Biological process (GO): neuron differentiation; central nervous system development; regulation of transcription by RNA polymerase II
Cellular component (GO): nucleus
Molecular function (GO): DNA-binding transcription factor activity, RNA polymerase II-specific; RNA polymerase II cis-regulatory region sequence-specific DNA binding
Source: RefSeq, a predicted model, not a curated record
AUGAUGUUCUCGUCUGCAGGAAAGCGCUGCUUCACCAUCGAGUCUCUGGUCGCCAAAGAGAACCCUCUAACUCCGGAGGAUCCCAUCCGUCCCACCGCGCUGAGCUACUCCAACCCGGCGACAGAUGCUUUAAUGAACAGUUACCAGGCUCCACAGGCCCGCUCCCUGUACCAGACCCCGGACCUGGUGUUCCCAGACAGCCACCCCUCCCUCACCGUGGCCCCUCACCAGCUCGGAGGAUCACACCUCCAGCAUCCGCACUUCUUCGGGACGCAACACCGAGACCCGCUCAACUUCUACCCCUGGGUGCUACGGAACAGGUUUUUUGGACACAGAUUUCAAGGUAACGAUGUGUCCCAGGACAGCCUGCUCCUCCACGGUCCGUUCGCCAGGAAACCCAAACGCAUCCGGACGGCCUUCUCGCCCUCGCAGCUCCUCCGCCUGGAGAGAGCCUUCGAGAAGAACCACUACGUCGUCGGAGCCGAGCGGAAGCAGCUGGCGAACGGCUUGAGUUUAUCUGAAACACAGGUGAAGGUGUGGUUCCAGAACAGGCGGACCAAGUACAAGCGCCAGAAGCUGGAGGAGGAGGGACCGGAGAGCCAGCAGAAGAAGAAGGGAAACCACCACAUCAACAGAUGGCGGCUCGCCACUAAGCAGGCCAGCUCCGAGGACAUCGACGUGACCUCAGAGGACUAA